AUGGAACCUCAAGAUUUACCCCACAAUCCGGAACAACCGUCAGUUGAUGUUAUGUCUAUAACUGGUUACAAAAGACCUGCAAAUACAUCCAACAGCUGUCUUUUCCCGAAUUGCAGGGCAGAUAAUCCAGUAAGAGUACCACGUUUUAUAAAAUCUCGGAUGUUAGUGGAAUAUAAGUUAUAUAUACCACCAAGUGCCCGCAUCUGUCACGUUCAUUUGACUUUAAACGAAUGGAAUGAUUUCCAGUCCACAAGGGGUGCUUCGACUUCAGAACCUAUUGAGAUGGACUUAGCCAUCCCCAGUAUCCUGUCAUCUAGCAUUAUCCUCGUGCAUCUGGCGACCACCACGAUUGGGUCUUCAGGUGGUGUGAGGAACUUGAUGGGAGAGUCUCCUCGCCCGUCUGCCUCGACCAGGCCCACGAAACCACAGGCAGCGCUAGAUGCCUGCCAACAAUCUCGAUUUAAUUUCGACAAUAUUGAAUCUAUAACAACAUCUGAGCUUCAUUUUUGUACGGGUCUAAAUCAUGAAGAAUUCAACAGACCUCUGGAGCAGACGCCUUCUAUAUCCCAACGCUCGCAACGUCCUAAAACUGUUCUCGGAGCUUAUUUAAUGAAAAUCAGAAGGGGAGAACCAAAUGAACGAUUAUCAAGCCGUUUAGACAUGAGCCGGCGUAGUUUGGAGCGAAAAUUGGAGUUAGCACGUGAAUGUUUAACAAAUGAGUUUGUUCCUCGUCAUCUCGGAUGGGACCACAUUAGCCGUGAAGAAAUUGUAGCAAGAAACUCAACAAUUCCAAAUGCUAUAUUUGGUGUUGACAAUGAAGUGCCACCAGCCAUUUUGAUAUGCGACGGAACCUACAUUUACAUCCAGAAAAGUAGUAAUUUUUUGUUUCAGAAGCAAUCAUAUAGUCUGCACAAAUUCAGAAACCUGCUAAAACCUUUUCUAUUAAUAUGCACAGAUGGCUACAUAGUAGAUGUGACUGGCCCUCAUGCUGCUACGACUUCAGAUGCGACGAUAAUGAAUGCCUAUAUUGAGAAUGAAAUGAAUCCAAUUCAUUAUGUCCUUCAUAAUAAUGAUGUAUUUGUAUUAGACAGAGGUUUCAGAGACGCAAUUUCAACCUUACAGACUUGGGGCUAUCAAGCCCACAUGCCUCCAACAAAACUUAGAAGUGAAAGCCAACUGAGUACAGUAGAAGCUAAUAAAUCAAGAUUAGUUACAAUCACAUGCCCCCAGGCGUUGAAAGUACGUCUUUCAACAAUCUUCAGGUUGUGGCAAUAG
Messenger RNA from Vanessa atalanta (red admiral), 1275 nucleotides. RefSeq lists its product as uncharacterized. Bases 1 to 1275 code for a protein of 424 amino acids. NCBI's taxonomy places the organism in Eukaryota, Metazoa, Arthropoda, Insecta, Lepidoptera, Nymphalidae. The transcript is spliced from 4 exons. The record is from RefSeq and is a predicted model, not a curated record.